AUGGCUUCUAUAUUCCGUGCAUUUUUUAACAGCCAUGUUGGCCCCAAAACAACCCAUUUCUGGAGACCUGUUGGAAAUUGGGGAUUUGUUGUUGCUGGGCUUGUGGACAUGAACAAACCUCUAGAAAAGAUAUUAGGCAACAUGUCCACUGCAAUGUGUCUUUUCUCUGCGUUAUUCAUGAGAUUUGAAUGGAUGGUACAACCUCGCAACUAUUUGCUUCUUGCAUGUCAUGCUUCAAAUGAAACAGUGUAG
Messenger RNA from Spinacia oleracea (spinach), 252 nucleotides. Its product is annotated as mitochondrial pyruvate carrier 1-like. Gene Ontology annotation, cellular component: mitochondrial inner membrane. The transcript is spliced from 3 exons. The record is from RefSeq and is a predicted model, not a curated record. Gene Ontology annotation, biological process: pyruvate import into mitochondria. Bases 1 to 252 code for a protein of 83 amino acids. NCBI's taxonomy places the organism in Eukaryota, Viridiplantae, Streptophyta, Magnoliopsida, Caryophyllales, Amaranthaceae.